AUGAGUCGCAAUUUCUUCCCUGUGGUCAUGGCUAUUGGUAUCGGUGUCUUUACUGGCUACUACACCUUCCAGCCUACUUUCCAACAGAUGGCGGUCGAAAAGGAUCAAUUUCCUCAGCAGCAACAGUCUCCCGGUAUUCCUCAGAAGGAGACUAAUGCGCCUGCCAAUACCGCUACCGAAGGCUCAAAGGCCGAGGCUCAGGGCAGCAAGUGA
This is a messenger RNA of Penicillium subrubescens, 213 nucleotides long. RefSeq lists its product as uncharacterized. Lineage: Eukaryota; Fungi; Ascomycota; Eurotiomycetes; Eurotiales; Aspergillaceae. The transcript is spliced from 2 exons. The record is from RefSeq and is a predicted model, not a curated record. Bases 1 to 213 code for a protein of 70 amino acids.